CCCUAGGUCUUACAUCCUCGCUCUCUGCACCUCCCAACUAUGGCAAGGGACCGUUUUGCCCACUACCUCGAGAGUUGUCAACGGUAGCUCCCAGUGGCACUGAAACUGAUACUGUGAUUGGAAUCAAGAAACCCUAAAUUGAGUCAAUAGCAUGCAGCAGGGAGGAGGAUCCGACAUGGAAGUGACAUGGGAGGACGAACAGAACAUCAAUAAGUUCAGAACAUUGAACAAUUGCUUUCAUGAGCUCGAGGAUGAUAUCAAAAUCGCCAACUUAACCAUAAUUUUUUCUGGAUUGAUCAGUAUCAAUAUCGACAUUCAAUACUAUCCCUGGAUAAUGUACACUCUUGCAAAGAAUACAAAGGAUGAAGUUGAGAAUAGGAUAGAAAACAUGAAAGAGGUGACAAGCCAUAAACUAACAAAGCUUGACGAGGAAAAAAAAUCUGUGGUUGCUCAGAUGGCUGAACUAAAGAAGAUUUUGUAUGGGAAGUUCAAGGACUCGAUCAAUCUCGAGGAGGAUUAGCAGCCUUCUUCUUGUUCAUAGGUCUUUUUGGGUUGAUUUGAACUCUAUUG
Molecule: messenger RNA, 570 nt
Organism: Arachis ipaensis
Lineage: Eukaryota; Viridiplantae; Streptophyta; Magnoliopsida; Fabales; Fabaceae
Product: putative prefoldin subunit 4
Biological process (GO): protein folding
Cellular component (GO): cytoplasm; prefoldin complex
Source: RefSeq, a predicted model, not a curated record